AUGUUCUACGUAAUACACAAUGUUUGGGGAUAUGAGUUCCAGGUUAUCACAUCUCACCACAAGAUAGGCAGCUUACUACAUUGCUUGGAAAAGUUUAUUGAUGACCUUGAUGAGUUUUUUAGAGACUUGGACAAUGAAGUGUUUCAAAACUACAAAAAUAGCUUGAUAAAGACUCUAUCAAUGGAUCCUUCUCUCGAAAAGGAAACUGAAGAAUUUUGGACAGCUAUAAUUAAGUAUAGCUGCAAAUUCUAUACCGACAUGAUGGCGGUUGAUAAAUUGAAAGAUAUAGAGGAGGAUUUAAUCCGCUUUUACAAAAAGUUUUUCCAAAUUUCCUCUACAAACUGUAGGCGCGUUUGUAGGCGCGUAAUGGUUGUACAUCAGAAUUCUGAUAGAGUAUAUGGGAAUGAAGACGGCGGUGAUGAUUCGAUUGAGGAUUAUGAUGAUUUGUAUGAGACUGUGAUGUAUCAUAAGAAGUGUAAAUGUUGGUGA
Lathyrus sativus (Indian pea) is the source of this 489-nucleotide messenger RNA. The record is from the annotation of a GenBank genome assembly. Lineage: Eukaryota; Viridiplantae; Streptophyta; Magnoliopsida; Fabales; Fabaceae.